AUGAUAUCGUUUUCAUCGCUUCCAGAUGAAAUCAUUGUGAACUGUUUAGCACGCGUCUCAAAAUCUCAAUACCUUUCACUCAGCACAGUCUCGAAGAGCUUCCACACUCUCCUCUCUUCUCCAGAGAUAUACGCAGCUCGUUCUCAAGUCGGAGCCACAGAGCCACGCCUCUAUUUACGUAGUCAUCGCUGGUACAAUCUCACGAGUCUCGGCAACAGCGACAAUGAUGAUGAUGGGAUCAUCAGCGAAAUAAAAAUAACGAGGGAGUUGAGUUUAGUACCUGUAAGACUACGACUUCUCUCUUCCUGUGGUCGAUUAAGAGAAGCCUCCUUUUUAGCUGUUGGUUCCGACAUCUACCAGUUCGGAGGAAUCAACAAGAAGAAGGGAAAGCGAUCUAGAUCCGUACGCAUGCUUGAUUGUCGGAGCCACAUGCAACGUCGUGCUCCUAAGAUGAGGGUGGCAAGGGAAGGCGCCAAAGCUUGUGUUUUAGAUGGGAAUAUAUAUGUAAUGGGAGGAGGAUGCAGGAAGAACAAAGAGUCUUGGGGUGAAGUUUUCGACGUAAAGACUCAGACAUGGAACAAGGAGCUACUGCCUAGCCCUAGUGCUAGUGGUGAAGAAGAUGAAUUUGAUUGUAAUUUUGAAGUUUUAGUCCUUGGAGAAAAGAUAUAUGUUAUCACCGAGCAUAACAAAUAUGUAUUUGAUCCUAAAGAAGGAAGAUGGUUGAUGCUAGACAUGGGUUUUGUGGAUCUAAAACGCAUAGUAAAAAUAGGUACGGUUUGGUGCGUUGUAGAUAAUUUACUGUUUUUGGAGUUUUGCGACGAUAGUUUGCGGUGGUAUGACAUGAGCUCUGGAAAGUGGUUGAUGGUUGAGGGUUUGACAGAUCUGUUGUAUACUAAGGUUGAAUGUCAUUACCGUAUGGUUCAAUUAGUUAACUAUGGUGGAAAACUGGUGAUUGUGUGGGUAGUGUUGCCUGACUUUGUAUAUAAGCAGCUUAUUCCAGAAGAGAGAAUUUGGUUUGCGGUGAUUAGGUUGGAGAAGCAUCUCACUUCAUCUGGACUUGUGAUUUGGGGAGAGAUUGAACAGUUGAACUAUCUUGUUCACGGUUCAUGUAAUCCCUUGACCUGCCUAACCGUCUCUCUUUGA
Eruca vesicaria subsp. sativa (arugula) is the source of this 1143-nucleotide messenger RNA. NCBI's taxonomy places the organism in Eukaryota, Viridiplantae, Streptophyta, Magnoliopsida, Brassicales, Brassicaceae. The record is from the annotation of a GenBank genome assembly.